Saccoglossus kowalevskii is the source of this 1557-nucleotide messenger RNA. RefSeq names its product N-chimaerin-like. NCBI's taxonomy places the organism in Eukaryota, Metazoa, Hemichordata, Enteropneusta, Harrimaniidae. Gene Ontology annotation, biological process: signal transduction; regulation of GTPase activity. Gene Ontology annotation, molecular function: GTPase activator activity. The record is from RefSeq and is a predicted model, not a curated record.
GGCGGCUAGCUCGAAACGGUGAAAUUCAUUAUGCGGCGAAAUUACCUUCGUUAACUAGUUUGACACGUCGGUUGUCGCGAAGUGUUAGAAUUAUAUGUCUUCUAACCUUCAGUCGUUCUUGUCAAGCUAGCUGGGGUUCAUUCUAAAUGCCAAAUGGCGAGUUCCGAAGCUAACAUCGUACACGGAGCGUCGAUGUGGAAGUCUUAUUUGUAUCAGUUGCAGCUUCAAGCUCCCCAGUCUAAAAGAAUAAUUUCAGAAUGUUCAACAGAUAAUAAACCAGAUCAUUAUGGCAGAGAAUGCCAUGGUAUGAUAUCAAGAGAGGAAGCCGACAGAUUAUUGGCCAAAUUUGGUGAUGGCAGUUACCUCGUUCGGGAAAGUCAAAGAUCUCCGGGAAGCUAUACACUUAGUUUAAGGUUUGGAGGCGUAACUAAGAAUUUUAAACUAUUCUAUGAUGGGAAACACUACGUGGGCGAUAAACGAUUUGAUACUAUACAUGAUUUGGUAUCAGAUGGGUUGAUAACCAUGCAUAUGGAAUCUAAAGCGGCUGAUUAUAUUGCGGUUAUGGUAUCAGAACCAAUAUAUGAACACCAUUCCAAGUAUACAACGCUAGAUGGAAGGAAAAGAAAACAAAGCGUAAAGAAAGAAGUGAAGAUUUAUGAUGAGUUCAAUAAAGCUAACAUAACAGUGAAAGAUGCUCCAACUAAACCAGAACAUAUUGAAGAAAUAGAAGAAAUAGUUCCCUCCUUAAACAUAAUGCCUUUGUCUUAUGAAAAACCACAUAAAUUUAAAGUUCAUAAUUUUGUUGGUCCAAACUGGUGUGAAUAUUGCGGUAAUUUCAUGUGGGGACUCAUUGCACAGGGUGUCAAAUGUUCAGAUUGUGCAUUAAGUACUCAUAAGCAGUGCUCUAAGUUGGUACCCCAUGAUUGUCAGCCAGAUAAACGACUUAUCAAACGAGUGUACAGUAUUGAUUUAACCACACUAGUCAAAGCACAUAAUACAACCAGGCCUAUUGUAGUGGAUAAAUGUAUCAAGGAAAUUGAAUCAAGAGGGUUAUCGGCUGAAGGUUUAUACAGGGUAUCAGGAUUCAGUGAUGACAUUGAAAUGGUUAGACAGUCAUUUGAUAAAGAUGGUGAAAAUGCUAGAAUUGGUCCGUCCGAUUAUGAUGACAUAAAUACAAUAACAGGAGCUUUAAAACUUUAUUUUAGACAACUUCCAAUACCUGUUAUUUCAUAUGAAGUCUAUCUAGAUUUCAUAACUGCUGUGCAAAAUCAAACUACGGAAGAAAAGUUAGAACUAAUGCAUAAAGCUGUACAUAAAUUACAAGAGUUAAAGCCUGCACACUAUCAGACGUUAAAGUAUAUGGUGAACCAUCUACACAGGGUAACUGAACAUCGCUCUAAAAAUUUGAUGGGGUCUGAGAACCUUGGCGUUGUGUUUGGACCAACAUUGCUUCGAUCACCAGAAGUGGAAUCGUUGGAAAGUCUGACAAACAUGAAAUUCCAGCAACAUGUGGUUGAGCUCCUAAUUGCCAACAAUAAUGUUUUAUUAGAUUUGUAA